CACCUACAACUCUAAUCAAUUAGGCAGUACAAGAGGAAGAGGAGGAGAUGAGACUAGCUACCUAACAUAACUAAACCCUUUAAACAAGUUCAUUCACCUAGAAAAAAUCCAAGAAAUUUUCAUGGGAAAAUAAAUGAUGUUGAAUGAUUAUAGUAGCAUUAUUAUGGGGUUUAGGGUAGGAUAAUUAGUCUAUAAGGAAAAAGAAGAAAGGGGAAGAUGGGGUAAUAUGAUGAGAGGAGAGCAAACAUCUGUCUCUUUCAGUUCCCAGGAAUUACAUUGUUUUGUUGUUGUUACUGGGUAUUUGCCUGUUGCUGUUAAACCUUUCUCUUUCAUGGCUUCUUCUUUGUGACACUUGAACAGUUUUCAAAGAGAAAAAAAGGAGGAAGCUUUUAAGAUAUCUUGAAGCUAAAGCUAUUUAGGAUUUCUUUUUUGUGCUAUGGGUUUGAGUAGUAGACCUCAAAAGUCUGUCAAUGGAGUUCCCACUAAAUGGGUUUCUCUGUUUUGCUUUGCCAGUUUCUGCUCAGGUGUACUAGUUGUCAACAGGAGUGUAUGUAGCAUUGUUUACAGAUUUUGGGAUAUUUUGGAUCCGAUUAGAACGGAGGGGGAGGCUUCUUCUGAAAUGAAACAUCGAAUCAACGAAGUUCAUCCGAUGAUUAAUUGCAAUAAGGAUCCUUCCAUUCAAGCAGGCAAUGUUCUUUCCCGAUUUUUGCAAACCCACGAUUUAAUUAAGGCAUUAGACAAGACAAUCUCCUCAUUGGAGAUGCAGCUAGCUGCAGCUAGAGCUGCCAAAACAGAUGGUGAGGAAGGAUCUCCGAUCGGCUUGAAUAGACGCAGGAAAGUAUUCUUUGUUAUGGGAAUUAUUACCGCGUUAAACAGUCGAAAACGAAGGGAUUCAAUUCGGAAAACUUGGAUGCCUCAAGGGGAGGACUUAAAGAGGUUGGAGAAAGAGAAGGGAAUCGUAAUUCGAUUCGUCAUAGGACACAGUUCAACCCCUGGUGGUUCUUUAGAUCGUGCUAUCGAUGCGGAAGAAGAGCAACACAAGGACUUUUUGCACCUGAAUCAUAUCGAAGGGUACCAUGAACUGUCAUUGAAAACUAGAACAUACUUUUCAGCAGCAGUUGCAAAGUGGGACGCCGAGUUCUAUCUUAAAGUCGACGACGAUGUACAUGUAAAUCUAGGUAUGGUGAGUUCUACACUAGCUCGUCACAUAUCGAAACCCCGUGUUUAUAUCGGUUGCAUGAAGUCCAGACCUGUUCUGGCACAGAAAGGUGUUAAGUACCGUGAGCCGGAAUAUUGGAAGUUCGGUGAGGAGGGAAACAAGUAUUUUCGGCAUGCGACCGGACAAAUAUAUGCAAUCUCCAAAGACUUGGCCACCUAUAUCUUAGUCAAUCGGCACAUACUCCAUACGUAUGCGAACGAAGACGUCUCCUUCGGUUCCUGGUUUAUCGGUCUCGAUGUCGAGCAUAUAGAUGAUAGAAGUCUAUGCUGUGGUGCCACUCCCCCUGAUUGUGAGUGGAAAGCUCAAGCGGGGAAUCCGUGUGGUGCAUCAUUCGACUGGAGCUGCAGCGGAAUUUGCAAGUCGAUGGAGAGAAUGGAGGAGGUUCACCGGCGUUGUGGGGAGGGCAACCAAGCCAUCUGGGACACUGAUUUCUGAAGGCAUGUAGUGUUCCAAUUACAAUCAAUUUAGUAAGAUCUUCCUAUUAUAAUGGUUGUCCAAAUAUAUCACAUUAACGUAAUAA
Messenger RNA from Hibiscus syriacus, 1739 nucleotides. RefSeq names its product beta-1,6-galactosyltransferase GALT31A-like. Gene Ontology annotation, cellular component: Golgi membrane. NCBI's taxonomy places the organism in Eukaryota, Viridiplantae, Streptophyta, Magnoliopsida, Malvales, Malvaceae. The record is from RefSeq and is a predicted model, not a curated record. Bases 437 to 1654 code for a protein of 405 amino acids. The transcript is spliced from 11 exons. Gene Ontology annotation, molecular function: hexosyltransferase activity.